Messenger RNA from Ailuropoda melanoleuca (giant panda), 207 nucleotides. Its product is annotated as guanine nucleotide-binding protein G(I)/G(S)/G(O) subunit gamma-10-like. Gene Ontology annotation, molecular function: G-protein beta-subunit binding. Gene Ontology annotation, cellular component: heterotrimeric G-protein complex. The record is from RefSeq and is a predicted model, not a curated record. Lineage: Eukaryota; Metazoa; Chordata; Mammalia; Carnivora; Ursidae. The coding region runs from base 1 to 207 and encodes 68 amino acids. Gene Ontology annotation, biological process: G protein-coupled receptor signaling pathway. The transcript has a single exon.
AUGUCUUCCAGGGCCAGGAUGAAUGCCAUGCAGCACCUGGUGGAGCAGCUCAAGCUGGAGGCCAACAUGGAGAAGAUCAAGGUCUUCCAGGCAGCUGCAGAGCUUCAAGAGUAUUGCAUGCAGAAUGUCUGCAGGGAUGCCCUGCUGGUAGGUAUUCCAGCUAGAAGCAACCGCUUCCAGAAGCCCAGAUUCUGUGCUUUACCCUAA